CCCCUCCCUAUUCUCCCCCCUUCUCAUUCUCUGGAGCUCAUUAGGCGAGAGAGACACAAUGAGUCCUUUACCUACACAUACGAAUGGCGUUGGGCCAAGGGCGACAUUUCCGCUAAGCAAAUCCUUGAGGCAGAAGCCUAGGAAAUGGCCGUUGGUGUUUCGUUUCAUCAAGGGAGCUAUUCACUAUGUAAUCCUUAUACCCGUCCUCUUCCACACUCUCUUCACAAUAGCCGUCCUUCUCGUCCACCGCCUUGUCGAUGUGGACCUUGCUCUCCCCUCCUCCAUUGUUCCCUCGCUUUCCAUCGUCGUCGGUCUCAUGCUCGUUUUCCGGAAUAGCAGCUCCUACGAACGCUACUGGGGCGGCCGCACAGCCUUACAGCAGAUUGUUAACAACCUUCGCAAUCUCGUUCGCACGUUCCUGGUUUGUGGACCCCUCUCCGACGAUUCGGAUAGAGUCGAGACGGAGAGGACUGUAAAAACUCUCGUUGCGAUGCUCUACGCAGUGAAGAACCACUUGAGGGGGAAUUGGGAAGCAUCGGCACUCCAACCAGAGUUUGCUAGUCUGAUGCCCGAGGGGUUUAGAGGGCAUGAAGCGGAAGGUGUGGGGUUACCGAUGGAGUUGGCGUUCGUGGUCGAAAGGUAUAUCAAGAGGGGUGUUAAGAAGGGGGCUUUCAAUGCGCCGCAGUCGGCGAAUUUGAAUGCGUCGCUGAAUGCAGUUAUUAUGGCUUAUGGGAACAUGGAGACUAUUAAGUUGACUCCCAUACCUGUUUGUCAGCAGAUCCAUCAAAAACAGGUGUUGGCCUUAUACUGUUGUGUGCUUCCAUUCUGCCUUUUAGACGAUAUGGGAUGGUGGACCAUUCCGGUUAUCACUCUUGUCUGCUUUACUCUCUAUGGUAUUGAAGGCAUCGGAGAGGAAUUGGAGGAUCCCUUCGGGAAUGACAGGAAUGAUAUCAAGAUUGAUGCUAUCAUCGAAGACUGCAGACAAGAGGUUAUGGUUCUCCUUGAGAGCUGGAAAAGGGGUCGCGAGGAGUACUACUUGUAGGAGGUUGGAGACAUGAUGUGAUACCCGAUAUGGCGGCUGCUUUUGAGCGUGCUGAAUUUUGGUUUUAUGAUACCCAUUCUUGGUGCCUUUGGUUUAUUUUUAAAAUCGAGUAUAAUGUAUGAGCUUUGCGUGGUGGAUCUGGGAUUAAUGGAUCCCGCUAUUAUAAGAUAAUGUUUUAUGUAGUAAUGAAACUUGGAUAACGGUGA
Molecule: messenger RNA, 1248 nt
Organism: Tuber melanosporum (Perigord truffle)
Lineage: Eukaryota; Fungi; Ascomycota; Pezizomycetes; Pezizales; Tuberaceae
Exons: 7
Coding region: 59-1042 (327 amino acids)
Molecular function (GO): chloride channel activity
Source: RefSeq, a predicted model, not a curated record